Messenger RNA from Sesamum indicum (sesame), 1899 nucleotides. RefSeq names its product cytochrome P450 71A8. NCBI's taxonomy places the organism in Eukaryota, Viridiplantae, Streptophyta, Magnoliopsida, Lamiales, Pedaliaceae. The record is from RefSeq and is a predicted model, not a curated record. Gene Ontology annotation, molecular function: iron ion binding; heme binding; oxidoreductase activity, acting on paired donors, with incorporation or reduction of molecular oxygen.
GGGAUAUUUAAAAAGUCAUCACAAGCCUCCCUUCAGAAUAAUGAACAUUGAUUGACCGAUUCUCUGACCAGCUGCCGUGGAAAUUGGAUCCCAUAUGCCUUUGACAAGUGAACCAAUUGGCUUUUUUGGAGUUUUUUGGGAAGUGAAAUUAUCUGUAAAUGAACAACGUGGAAGCCUUUUAACCUGUCAGUUCCACUGAAGCACAAACCACAAGUAAUCAAAACAUAAGAACUAUGUCCAAAUUCCAGUUGCUGAUACAGCAACAAAUGAACGAAAUCAUAUUUCAUCCCUUUCUGUUCGGAGCUCUUGUAUCCUUAUUCUUGUUCUGGGCUAUUACUAAAUGGUUCUACAAACCUGCUGCAAACAAGAAAUUACCCCCAUCACCACCGAAGCUACCGAUACUCGGAAAUCUCCACCAGUUGGGCUCAUUGCCCCACCGCAAGCUCCAAUCCUUGGCCGAAAAACAUGGGCCACUCAUGCUUCUCCACUUCGGCACUGUGCCUACUCUUGUUGUGUCAUCGGCAGAUGCAGCCCGAGAAAUCAUGAAAACUCAUGAUCUCAUUUUCGCAGACAGGCCUCAAUCAAGUGUUAGCAGGCGGCUUCUGUACAACUUUAAGGAUGUAUCCGUUGCCCCGUAUGGCGAGUACUGGAGGCAGUUGAAGAGCAUUUGUGUGCUCCAACUUCUCAGUAACAAAAGGGUUCAAUCUUUCCGUUCAAUCAGGGACGAAGAAACAGCCCUUCUGGUGAAUAAGAUACGGAAAUCUUCAUUUCCAGUGAAUUUGAGUGAGAUGUUUGCUGAGCUCACUAAUGAUGUGGUUUGUAGAUCAGCUUUUGGCCGGAAGUUCAGUGAAGGCGAAAAUAGCAAGAAAUUUCUUUCCCUGUUGAUAGAAUUGUUGGAGCUGUUGGGGAGUUUUCCUAUCGGAAAUUUCAUUCCAGUGCUUUCCUGGAUCAGCCGUGUUAAUGGUUUUGAUGCAAGAGUGGAUAAGGUUUCGAAAGAACUGGAUGAAUUCCUGGAGGGAGUGAUCAAAGAGCGCAUGGAAACUCCCAAUGAGGACAAAAAUGGAGCAAAUUUUGUUGACAUUUUGCUUGACAUUUACCAGAGUAAUUCCUCUGGUGUCUCCAUUGACAGAGAUAGCAUCAAGGCAAUAAUUCUGGACGUGUUUGCUGCAGGAACUGAUACUACAGCCACAGUUCUAGAAUGGGCGAUGACAGAACUCUUACGACACCCUUCCGUCAUGAAAAAAUUGCAAAUUGAAGUAAGAGAAAUUGUUAAAGACAAACAAGACAUAACGGAUAACGACUUGGAAAAGAUGCAGUAUCUGAAAGCUGUGAUCAAGGAAACUCUUCGUUUCCACACUCCAAUCCCAUUGCUAGUGCCCCGACAAGCAAGGAAAGAUGUGAAAAUCAUGGGGUACGAUAUUUCAGCCGGGACAAUGGUGAUAACUAAUGCUUGGGCCAUCAGCAGGGACCCUGUCUCUUGGGAUGAACCAGAAAAGUUUGAACCUGACAGGUUUUUAAAUUCAUCAAUAGACUUUAAGGGCCUGGAUUUCGAGCUCAUCCCAUUCGGAGCUGGAAGAAGGGGCUGUCCAGGGAUCGCGUUUGCCAUGGCUACUACAGAGUUCGUGUUAGCAAAUAUUGUGCAGAAAUUCAACUGGAAAUUGCCUGAUGAAGGGAAAGAAUUGGACAUGAAGGAGCACCCUGGAGUUACAGUUCAUAGAGAUGUUCCUCUUCUUGUGGCUGCAACUCACUAUCAUUCUUAGUACAAUGGGAUGGAAAUAGAAAUGUGUGUAUGAAAGUAUCCUGUGCUUCCUAUCUAUAACUAUGUAUCAUUUAGUUGAGAUUUAUAAGUUGUCUAUUGAAACAAUUAGAGAAGAAUAAAGAUUAUUGCAUCUGCUAUAA